GCAAGCACCAGCCAGCAGUCGCGUUCUGUGCUUCGGUGCUACUGUGUGUAUCUCACCUGAUCGUGAUAGUGCCGCUCGCAAAACCCUGAAAACAUGGAUUGUGUGCAUUUUUCUCGUUCGUGAUUCACCUUUCGUCAAGUGACAGGAACACUCUUGUGUCAGGAAAAUUGACCGGCGCGUGACAAUGGAUUUCGGAAGUGCAAUUGACGCCGUCGGCCGAGCCUCCAAACGUUCCAAAAUCGGACGGAAGCUGUCCCGACGGCUGUCCAUGGUGGCAAAGGUGCCGUCGCUGAUUCAAAAUAAAUUUCGGACGAGUGACAACCAGCAACAGCAAGGUGGCCGCUCCAGAAGUAGCAGCGUGCGACACGUUUCGCGCACCUUUGAAAUUUCCAUCAUAGCGCCCGACAAAACGCAACGAUUGGUGGCGGCCCGUAGCGGUGACUUCAUACACAACUUGGUGAGCCCGAUCCUCAACGAGUUUCAACUUGUGGCGGAUUCGCAUGGGCCCGCGCCCUACGAAAGAAGCCCCGACCAUCCCAAUGGGACGCCUGUUGGCACCAAGUACACCCUCCUUUUAGCAGGGUCGCGGGCCGUAGUCGACAAGCAAGUCGACGUUUCCUGUUUAGAAGGCGACAUUCUUCUAAUUGAAACCAAGCCGAGCCACUCUUUCCAAGCAGCCUUGGAUCCAAGACUCUAUCUCGCAGAGGAACUUCUUUGGAGCGAAAAAGAAUUCUGCGAAGCUCUUGCAUCGGCAACCGAGCUUUACGGUAAACCCCUGCAGAGAAUAGGCUGUCUGAAUGCGUUUGAACAAGACUUGAUUUUUGGCACGCUCCAAGACUUCCAGCGGGAGAGCAUGCAGAGGUGUCUAGAGCUGGAGCGUUGCCUCAAGUCCUGGAAUCCCGAGACUACAACACUUGGUCACUUGUUUUCGAAACAGUUCUGGCUGCAGCAAGAAGAGUACCAGGAUGUCUACCGCAAGAUGAAAGAAGUCAUCAGGGACAAGAAGAGCAACGACGAGGAGUUCGUCGAGUUCUGCAAACUGCGCCAGGGUGCUGCCCUGCACUCGCUGCAGGCACUGCUAGAUUUACCGGUGCAACGAUUAGCCCAGUUUGAGAGCUACUUUGAGGCAACCCUGGGAGCGACCCGUCAUGAGCACCCGGACUUUGAGGACCUGAGUCGCGCUGCGGCCAAGGCCAAGCAGGCUGUCAAACGGACGCAGGAGGAAAGCGAUUUGGAAAGGAUUCAAGACCUCUUCCCCAAUGACCCCCUGUGCCUAUACGACAAAGAUGCCAUCACAAUGAAGAUGAAGGGGCUGAUUCGAAAGCGGUCAACGACUGCAGGCCGUCUCCAGCGUGUCCUCUCCAAUAAAAACAGCAACAACAGGGAUGACUCUGCCCGCGAGGAGGCCAACUCGCGGCCCGAGAAGCGGCAAUUCCUCAUGGAAACCGCGGUCCAGUUCACAACCGGGGUGCAGAGUCAGGAGAGGCACCUUUUUCUCUUCAACGACAUGCUGUUGGUGGCCAAGGCUCGUUCUGGUGGAAAUUUCAAGCUGAAGGAAAAGGUGCGAGUUUCGGAAAUGUGGCUGGCUCGCUGCAUCGACGACGUUAUCGAGGUUCAGAGGUCGGUAGAGACCUCCCUCGUACUCGGAUGGCCCACCACAAACGUUGUUGCCACAUUUGGGACCCAAGCGGCGCGUGAUCUUUGGCUACAAAGACUGGGCGAGGUAAUUGCUGCCGAGAGGGAGAAGGAACCCCGCACCACCAAUAUUCAGGUUGUCUACUAUGACAACGCCACCAACAUUGAAUAUUGCAAGACAUUCAGCGUAACACCCAACGAAACAGCCCGCUGCUGUAUCAAAUUGGCCCUCGAGCAUUUGGAGAUGCGUGGCUUGGACGCCGCACAGUUCCAACUGUGGGCUCGCACAGGUCGCGACGAGGCGCCGUACCCCCUGAUCGGCCACGAAAGGCCGUUUUCCAUCAAACUGAGCUGUCUGAGGGACGGACUAAGUACAGAGGAAGGAUUUGAUCUGGACCAUUGCAACAACAUUUAUGGAACUGACCCUCUGACCAAGUGCCAGUUCAUUUUGAGAAAUAUUCGAAAGCCUAUGGACUUCGCUACCAACAAUGCUUGUGAUAACAAGAACAAGUCAAAAAAGAAUAGGAAAUCACCCAUGAAGAUCAGGCAGGUGUUCCGUCGCUCCAAGGGCGGCGAGGACAGCACAGACAGCAGUUCGCCAGCGCCAGGGACACUCUUUGGACUUCCCUUGACCAGAGUGUGCAUGGCUGAUGGAAGCCCACCUGUUGCUGUAAUGGCCAUGCUCCAGCAAGUGUUCACCAAAGGACCCUUCACUCAAGGCAUCUUCCGCAAGUCUGCAAAUGCCAGAAUGGUCCGAGAAACCAGAGAACAACUGGACGCUGGAGCCUCGCCUGCGGUGCUAGAGCACUUGCCUGUUCUAGCAACAGCAGGCUUGCUCAAGGACUUCUUCCGCUCCCUACCAGAGCCCUUGAUGGCCGCAGCACUCUACAAAGACUGGCUGGAGGCUGUUGAUGGACACCCUGAAGAGCCCGAGGCGGAAAAAUUAGUCAGGAUAAAAAGUGUUUUGGAGCGGCUUGCUCCUGUCAGUCAGUGCCUCUUGGCCCACUUCAUUUGUGUCCUGCACCACAUCGCCCGACGUUCAAGCCAGAAUCUGAUGACCCCGACAAACCUUGCUGUGUGUGUUGGGCCAAGUCUUCUGUGGGGACCUUCGCCUACCCCUGCAGCAUCUCGUGCCAUACCAGCGCUUGUUGAGCUGCUGAUCUCCAGAUGCGACACACUUAUGGGCGCUGGCGUGAUAUCACUCAUGGGAGAAGCCCCUGAGAGGGACCCAAUGAGACAGGACAGUGGUGCUGAAGAAUCGGACAGCUUGCAUUCUGGCGGAAUGCGGCGAGAUGACUCCUCAAUUGACAGCCUGGAGAGGGAAGAACUCUUGGGACCAUGCCCUCCCCCUCGAAAGGACAAGAUGUCUCUAAGCAGAGACUCUGGACUGACAAUGUCUGACUCACAGUUGUAUACACCUGACGAAGAAGAAUCUGGUUCAACCAGCUCAGGCCUGAGCGGCGAAACCAAGGGAGUGGCUGUGCCUCGAGGCGGAAUCUACCGGCCGCCUCAGCAGCAGACAACCACUCCAAACUCAAGCCAGCCUCGCUACGAGCACGCCAAACUGACUGCGACCUUGUCGCACCCCCAGCAGCCCUUGGCGUCGGCCAACUACGUCCGAGUGUACGAGGGCUACGACGACCGGAUCCGCAUGACGGCUGACGACCAGAGCAUCUAUGGCCGUACCAAGCAGCCUAACAACCCCAAUUUCCAGCGACAGGACUGGUUCCGGCAACGGUCGCACCUCAAGCGACUCAACAGCGGCUCCAAGCAGGGUAGUCAGAAUUCGUCUAGUUCAAGCAGCUCGUCUUCCAGCUCUUCGGGCGGUGGGUGCAGCCAGGAGCUGCGCCGCAGCGCCUCAGAGGAGUCGCUGCUCAACUCGUACGGCAACGGCGGCACCAGCAAGCGGCCGGCGCUGCACAGCAAGGGCCGCGCACCCCCUCCCCCAACCACCCCACCGAGCAGGAGAAAGAUCCAGCAACAGCAGCAGCGUUUCAACCCGCACUACUCACUGUCCAGAUCUAAGUCAGCGCACCACUUGUGCUCGCCCGAGGAGCAGCAAAUGGACCAAAUGAACCAGUCUUUCUCCUCCAACAACACCCAUACCUCCACGCCCAAGGUGGCCGUUCGCAAAAGUAGCCAGCCGCAGCCUGAGGCGAUCGUCGACUGGACCAGGUCGCAGUCCACGCCGCACAUUGCCGCCCCCGCGGACGAGAUGGAACGCUCUUACGACUCGAGCACUCUGUCAGACGACGAUUCGACGCCGCACGUGUCUCGGUCCAACUCGCGAGGCAAGGACUGCCCGUCUGCCUGGGAGAACAGCUUUUCUAUCCCCUCCGGCUAUGACCUCGGUCUCAGUCUGUCCACUUCGGCCAACGCCAGCGUUCGACGGGACAUGGUGGUCCGGGCAGCUCCUGUGAUAGCGACCGACAGUGACCAGGAGAGUGUGCCUCCUCUGCCUCCCAAGCAGAGGCGGUCGCCCACCGACGGCAAGUUGCGACACCUACCCCCUGUGCACGUCAACGUCGAAGCCACUAGCAAAAAGAUCAGGCCCGCUUCCUUCCACCCCGGAGACGAACCCUUGUACCAGUCACCCAGGACGAGGAAGCCCGCUGCUCCUCUGGAGGAAGAGGAAGAGCAGCAGCAUAAGAGCCCAGAAAGGAGAGGUAGACUGAGGAGAAGGGAUUCGGGAGCCUGCCAAAGGUCCAAGUCUCUGCCUCCGGCCGACAACAAGGAGAAUGAGGAGGAAUCUCGGCUAAACAAAACCACCGUGGACUGCAGGCGAGACUCGUCGCCUGCCAGGAACGGAGAAGUCAGUUGGAGUGUGUCCCAACUGCGCUCUCUCUUCGGCGAGACACGGCCGCCGCCCUACAGGCCACCGCCCCGCGUGGCGGCCCCCAUUCCCAGUCACAGAGCUCCUAUCACCGCGUUCCACUUGGGCAACAGCAAGUCAGAGUUGCAGGUGGCUCGACUGCUGAACAGAAGAAGGCAGCAGCAGCAACAACAGCCGCAGCCGCAGCCACAAAAAGUUGUCCGAGCCAACUCUGCGGACAGUACUUCUGAAGAAGAGUCGUAUGUGUAGCGAGCGGAGACAGGGAAAAAACUGAAUAAGAAAUCAUAAGUGAGUCAUCAAGUACAACUGCCAUAUUCAAAUAGGAACAGUGAAUGUGUUGUCAAAUAUAAUAGACAUUGCUAAAAUUAACCCAUGCAUUUAUUUGCCAAACCCGUUCUGCAAUCGAAACACAGUAAAUAUAUUAGACUAGGAUAUUUAUAGAUAACUCUAUUGUUAAGAGUAAACCAUUUUCUGCAUAAGUAAAAUGCAUUUAUCUCAGGGCCAUAAUAAUAAUAAGCGCUAUAUGUAUAUUAUGUUAAUCAAUUUUAUUUCCCCUUGUUGACAUCCAGUUACCAUCAGCAAUGUAGAAAUUAUUGAUUCGAUGAUUCGGUCUACUAACAAGAAACCUAUCAAUUUAAGGUAAAUUAUAUAGCUUAAAUAAACUAAAUUGAAAGGUUCUGACUGGUUAAUUUUUUAAUGAUUGAAGAAACUCGUGUAAGAAAUUACCAGUGUGACUGUUUUCUGCAAUGAUAUGAACAAGCGCGUUGUACUUUUUAUAUCUUAUGUACAUUAAAAACAAUUAUGGUAUACAUAUUAACAA
Messenger RNA from Cloeon dipterum, 5288 nucleotides. Its product is annotated as rho GTPase-activating protein 20-like. The record is from RefSeq and is a predicted model, not a curated record. Gene Ontology annotation, biological process: signal transduction. Gene Ontology annotation, molecular function: GTPase activator activity; guanyl-nucleotide exchange factor activity. Bases 185 to 4717 code for a protein of 1510 amino acids. Lineage: Eukaryota; Metazoa; Arthropoda; Insecta; Ephemeroptera; Baetidae. The transcript has 16 exons.